Molecule: messenger RNA, 2540 nt
Organism: Epinephelus moara (kelp grouper)
Lineage: Eukaryota; Metazoa; Chordata; Actinopteri; Perciformes; Serranidae
Exons: 3
Coding region: 1287-2483 (398 amino acids)
Source: RefSeq, a predicted model, not a curated record
UAAAACAGGUAGUAAUGGAAAUAUGAUUUCACUGAGGGAAGGUGAAUGUCCAUCAAGACUUUGAUAGACACUCACCGGCCACGGGCUCACCAAAACUGAACAGAAGAUUGGUAAAACCACAUUCAGAUGGAAGCAUGGAUCCAUCCUGCCUUGUAUCAACGCUUCAGGCUGCUGCUGGUGGUGUAAUGGUGUGGGGGAGAUUUUCUUAGUACCAACUGAGCAUGGUUUAAACACCACAGCCUACCUGAGUAUUGUUGCUGAGCGUGUCCAUCCCUUUAUGACCACAGUGUACCCAUCUUCUGAUGGCUACUUCCAGCAGGAUAACGCACCAUGUCACAAAGCUCACAUCAUCUCAAACAUGACAAUGAGUUCACUGUACUCCAAUGGCCUCCACAGUCACCAGAUCUCAGUCCAAUAGAGCACCUUUGGGAUGUGCUGGAACGGGAGAUUAUCAUGGAUGUGCAGCCGACAAAUCUGCAGCAACUGUGUGAUGUCAUCAUGUCAACAUGGACCCAAAUCUCUGAGGAAUGUUUCCAGCACCUUGUUGAAUCUGUGACACCAAGAAUUAAAAAGGGGGUCCAACCUGGUACCAGCAAGGUGUCCCUAAUAAAGUGGCCGGUGAGUGUAUAUCUUUGAGCACAACUGUAAUUUCUGUAAGCCAUUAAUACACACAUAUGGUGUAAGUUAGACAGUCUAGCAGCAUGUUUUUGUUUACUGUUGGUGCUACAAGCUAGCAUGCUAACACCGAGCUAGCUUGACACAACGGCGUAGCGAGCGGCAUCAAAUCAAACUAAUAGUGCUAAUUUUCGGUUUGCUUUGUUAAAAUACGGCACUACAGGUACUCACACAGUCUGUAGGCAGCGUGACGACUCGCGUUUCUUCAGUCAACUCCUUCCCCUUGGUCUGCAGGUCCCGGUGAGCCGCGGGACGUCUGUACUGUUCAACUAAUCCAAGCUGGAGCGGUGAACAUGCGCAUGCGCAUUACAACAGUUAAGUGUUUUUUUUUUGAAUUUGUGCUCUGAGCAACCUGACUGCAGACCUCAAUGUGGGCGGAGUCAAACGUUUGACACCGCCCACAUUUAGGCCAUGCAUAGAAAUGAAUGGCAAAAAUGUACUGUGAUGUAAGCGUGACAUCACGCAUCAAAAAUCAAAGUUAGUAAGUAGACCUGGUCGACCGCAAAUUCAACUGUUAUCCACACACACUUCAAAGAUAUCAUUGGAGCCAUACGGUUGGAUAACAGCAGACAUCUUCAGAGAGACUACUGAAAUUACCUUUCAGCUCAGAGAUGGAUGCAAACAGAGAUCAGAUCCCAACGGACGAGGUCUCAAGUCCAGAGGCGUGGGCCCUGAGGGUAGACACAGAGGUCAGAGCCCUCAGGAUGGAGAGACAGAAGCUGUUGGCCAGGCUCAGUGGGAGCUGCCUUGAGACCACCAACCAGCAAGAGGUAGGCAAGGAGCUCGCCACUGAGCCAGAGGCUGAGGCACCACCAAGCCAACAGGUGGAGAUGCAGAUGUCUGUCUCUGUCUCUGAGCCAGAGUCAGAGACUGUGAAGGAGCUUAAUGAGGCAGGUGACUCUCUGGAGCUCAACACUAAGCCAGAGUCAGAGGAGGAACAUAAUGAGGCAGGUGACCCUCUGGAGCUCCCUUACAAUGUCAGGAGAGCUCCACGAGGGAGACCCCCAUUUCCACCUCAUGGUCCAGUGCCGUUCAGAGGAGGACCACCUGUGUUUGUGCCACUUCACCUGCGCCUGCAGCAUGCACACUACGCGCUCAACCAGGAGAGACACAUGAGAUUCAUGGCUGAGCAAGCGAGACACUUCGAGAGGCAGAAGUGGCUGGAGGCAACGAGGAAGCUGCAGCAGGAGCGCAGCUUAAGGUUGAAGUGUGAGGAGGCGAUAGAGAGACUGAAAAGUGUGCCCUCCACUGCACCUCCCUCUGAGCUGGACCAGUCAGCUGAAAUAACCAAGCUGACGGACCAGCUUCAGGCAGAAAAGCAGCAGGCUGACGUCUUGCAGACAAAACUGCAGGAGGUCAGGGGUCAGCUGAAGGACACCCUCACCAAGGACCUGAUGCUGGUUGAAAGGCUUAGAGAUGAUAAGCAAGCCCUAGAACAGCAGAUGAAGGAGGUGACCUGCCUGCAAAGAGAGAAGGAGGAGGUGUUUGCAGCUCAGCUUGAGGAGUUGAAGGAGCAGCUGCAGAAACAGAUCAGCUCCAACCUCGAGCUGACCUGUGAACUGACUGCACAGAGGGAGGCCACGAGGGCACAGCAGAGAAAAAACCAUGCUCUGCAGCAAGAGAUGAUGUCUCACAUCACCUAUGAGCCGCUCUCCAACCACCUCCAGCCAGCAGGAGACAGCAGAGAGGACAACGCUCCCCAGGAUGUGCCAAAACAACAGCAGGAAGUUUCUCUGUGGCGGAGGUUCAAGAAGUUCGUGACACCGAAACACCUCCGCCAGUACAAGGAGAGGGCCAACAGAGAAUGAAACAUCACGUUCUCAGGCCCACGACACGCCGCAGGACAGCACGUAGGUUUGUAUUCA